Aspergillus fumigatus Af293 is the source of this 1995-nucleotide messenger RNA. RefSeq names its product putative C6 transcription factor. The record is from RefSeq and is a predicted model, not a curated record. The coding region runs from base 1 to 1995 and encodes 664 amino acids. Lineage: Eukaryota; Fungi; Ascomycota; Eurotiomycetes; Eurotiales; Aspergillaceae. Gene Ontology annotation, cellular component: nucleus. Gene Ontology annotation, molecular function: DNA binding; zinc ion binding; DNA-binding transcription factor activity, RNA polymerase II-specific. The transcript has 6 exons. Gene Ontology annotation, biological process: DNA-templated transcription; regulation of DNA-templated transcription.
AUGCAAGCCGCGGGAUCCGUGCAGGAGGAUCGUCCUGCCUGUCGCGCUUGUCGAAAGAGGAAACUCCGCUGCUCGCGCGAAGUGCCGCUCUGCGCGCAUUGUCGGAGAAUCGGGACGACGUGCGAGUAUGAUGGGGAAAGAGAGAAGCCGGGUCUCAAAGCUGGAGCUGUCGAGGCGCUGAGAAGACGCGUUGGUAGAAUAGGCCGGGGUCGGAUACCAGUGCUGUGGCUGCGGCACUGCGCGAGGGCAUGGAGAUGCUCCUGGGACACCUGCAGCAGCCUCAUAGCCGCAAACGACACCGUUCUAGAGGCCGUGGUCGAUGCGUACUUCGCGCUGGUCCAGCCAUGGAUCCCCAUCUUCCACGAAAAGAGAUUCCGGCGGCGGCUGCGGAGCCCGGACAAGGCUCGCCUGGAAGUUGUGCUGCAUGCGAUGGUCGUGGCGAUGCUCAAGCAUGUCGACCAGUCGGUCCUGCCGGCCGAUCUCCACGAUAUCGAAGCGGUCUGUGAACGAUCCCGGAAGAUUGUGGUCCUGACCGCAAUGGAUGACCUCUACGUGGAGAACUUGCAGGCGUUGAUUAUCAUCUGCUUUGAGGAUAUUGGAUCCGGCAGAGUCUCUCGAGCGUGGCCGAUCGUCGGCUCCUUGACGCGAACGGUGGAGUACCUUCAGUUGAGCGUCGAGUCCGAGAACCACGAUACCGGACGAGUCUUGCAGCCCCGGCCUUCCCUUCCGACGGCGGCAGACUGGGUGGAGGAGGAAGAACGACGGCGUGUUUUCUGGACGGUUUUCAACUUGGACAGGUGGAACACGAGCCUCACCUCCAACGACGUCCACCGUCGUCUCCCCGCAGACGGCGGCCUCUGGCACAAUGAAGAACCCGUCACCACCCCCUUCUUCGGCAUCUGGGACCGCUCCGCGGGGAAGAUCGGCACCCUGAUCGCCUUCCUACCGACCGACAAGCCGUCGCCCACCGCGCAAGUCGACAUGUCCACCGUCGGCGCCUUCGCCUACCGCGUCGAAGCCACCGAGUCGCUCAGCCGCGUGACGACCUUCUUCCUCCAGCAGCGCAUCAACCACCGCGACCGCCAGGAGAUGGGAAGCUGGCUGAUGCGGUUCAAGGAGCUGGAUCUCCGCCUGGUCAGCUGGAAGAUGUUCCUCCCGCAGAAAUGGAAGGACACCAAUAUCUCGCGGCAGCCGACGGUCGUGACGAUGGAUCCGAAUCUCACGCUGGCGCAUAUCACGCACAACACGUCGAUGAUCCUGCUGCAUCAGCGGAUCGCGUAUCCGCCGCCGGAGUGGUUGGAGGUGGUCAAGUUGCCCACGCUGUCCAGUGCCGAGACGUGCGAGGCGGCAGCGGCCGAGACGGCCAAUAUCACCGAGAAGUAUCUGGGGAAUUGUCCGAGGGACGGGGUCGUGGAUAGUCAGUUUGCGUUUUGUGUGUUUGUCAGUGCCAGGGUUCUCCUUGGUGAGUUUUCUUCCUCUGGACCUAGCCGGGGCUUCUCACAGCGGACCCUCGAGGUAGUGCAUUGGCGAUAUUACGGCACGCCCUUGUCGCCAGAUUACUGGACCCUGAUGAAAUGCCUCGAUGCCAUGGCCACACGCUGGUCGGGCCGUGUCCAGGCCAGUCGUCAGAACUCAGCGGCCCGGUAUUUUGGCCAGCUCAACGCCAUCCACCGGGCGUGUCAGAGCGACGAGAACUUCAAGCUGGAUGUCCUGGGAUACUCCAACGAGAUUGAAUGGACGGGAGAGAAGCAGACAACAGCACCGGCAGCCGUACCAGCACCGGACACCACCACUGGACUGUCCCAGGUGGCCUUUCCGGCAGACCUACCGCCGAUGCUGCAGUCGAGCCCGGCGAGGAUGAGCUACAACACCGGCAGCCCGGACGAAUUGACGACGGUGACCUCCAUCCUGCUCGAUCAACAGUACUCGGAGAUGGACCGGAUCAUCAGUCUAAGUAAUGCGUAUUUCGCAUCCGAUGUAGCCUAUAGUACUUGA